Messenger RNA from Eubalaena glacialis (North Atlantic right whale), 994 nucleotides. RefSeq names its product transmembrane protein 263 (gene TMEM263). Bases 223 to 573 code for a protein of 116 amino acids. The record is from RefSeq and is a predicted model, not a curated record. The transcript has 3 exons. Lineage: Eukaryota; Metazoa; Chordata; Mammalia; Artiodactyla; Balaenidae.
GAGCGGAGGAGGCGGUGGAGGAGGCGGGUCGCGUCCGGCGCCACGUCCGCAGCCAGAAGCCACCGUCGCCAACCUUGUCUUCUGGUUCCACAGCUAGAGGAGGCGUCUCCGGAGCCCGCAGCUGCCCGGGGCUGUGCCCGCCGCUCAGGCCGCCUCAGCCCUCCUAGGUGCUGCCCGCUCCUCCGCCCGGCCCCGGCGCCGGCCCCCGACCCGGCGGAGAUCAUGAAUCAGACAGAUAAAAAUCAACAAGAAAUCCCAUCAUACCUUAGUGAUGAACCACCAGAAGGUUCAAUGAAAGAUCACCCACAGCAGCAACCAGGCAUGCUGUCCCGUGUGACUGGGGGUAUCUUCAGUGUUACAAAGGGAGCUGUUGGUGCCACCAUUGGUGGUGUGGCUUGGAUUGGUGGAAAGAGUCUGGAGGUGACCAAAACAGCUGUUACAACUGUGCCUUCCAUGGGAAUCGGGCUGGUGAAAGGGGGCAUGUCUGCUGUGGCUGGAGGUGUUACAGCUGUUGGCUCUGCUGUUGUAAACAAAGUGCCCUUAACAGGAAAGAAGAAAGACAAAUCUGACUAAAAUACGGAGAUACACUUGCUCUCCACAGCAUUAUGAUGCCAGUGGCAUUGAAUUGCUAAAUUAUGGACUACAACCAAGUCACCUGUUUUGGACGUUUAUCUUCUAACUGCUGUGUUGAAAGUAUUGAUGACUGACUGGCUUUUGUCUAAAAAGAAGAGACCAAUACUAGCACAGUGUAUGAAGGUUUCUCAUACUUAAAUUCCAGCUUUUUAUCUGGUAAAAUGUUACACUUAUUCAGUUGUAACUGAAGAUAAGGUAUAUUUGAAUAUUUACUACAUAAGUCUUUCAGUUUAACUAAAAAUGUGAAAGUUGAAUUUAGUGGAUGAUCAUUACAGUUCCAUAUGUAUAAUGUGCCAGGUAACUCAUGUGCCCCUUAAGAAGGGAACCUUGACCUACAUAAACGUACCUUUGAUGUGCCUAA